AUGUCACCCCAUGGAAAUGAAAACCUCUCAGUGAUGUCUCUGCAGGAGUUUGUCCUGGAAGGAUUUGGGGGUAGCCUGCAGACCCAGGCCCUUCUAUUUGCUCUGUUCCUGGCCCUGUACAUGGUGGCCGUCCUGGGGAACCUCACCAUGACUGUGGUCAUCACCCUGGAUGCCCGUCUGCACUCCCCAAUGUACUUCUUCCUCAAAAACCUCUCCUUCCUGGACUUGUGCUAUGCAUCGAUCAUCACCCCUAAUACACUGGCCAACUUAUUUUCCUCAUCCAAGGUCAUCACCUUUGCAGGAUGUGCCACCCAGUUGUUCUUCUUCUCCUUGCUGUGCACCACUCAGGGCUUCCUCCUGGCCGUGAUGGCCUAUGACCGCUUCCUGGCUGUCUGCAGGCCCCUGCACUACCCCAUCACCAUGCGCCCCUCUGCAUGUGCCCGCCUGGUGCUGGGCUCCUACUGUGCAGGCUGCUUCAACUCCAUUGUGCAGACCAGCUUCACCUUCAGCCUCCCGUUCUGCAGCUCCAACCACAUCAAUCACUUCUUCUGUGAUGUGCCCCCCCUGCUCCGACUUGCCUGUGGUGACACAACCAUCAAUGAGCUGCUCUUGUUUGGCAUCUGUGGGCUCAUCAUUGUGGGUGUGACCGUUGUGGUCCUCAUCUCCUAUGGCUACAUCACAGUGACCAUCCUGAGGAUGUGCUCAGCAGCUGGACGCCACAAAAUCUUCUCUACAUGUGGCUCCCACAUGACUGCAGUGACUCUCCUUAUUGGGACCGUCUUUGUCAUGUAUGCCCAGCCAGGAGCUGUGGAGUCCAUGGAGCAGGGCAAGGUGGUCUCUAUCUUCUACACCCUGGUCAUCCCGAUGCUCAACCCCCUCAUCUACAGUCUGAGAAACAAGGAUGUAAAGGAUGCUCUGUGGAGACUGGGCCAGAAGCAUACAACCACAUGA
Hippopotamus amphibius kiboko is the source of this 951-nucleotide messenger RNA. Its product is annotated as olfactory receptor 12-like. Gene Ontology annotation, molecular function: olfactory receptor activity; G protein-coupled receptor activity; odorant binding. Bases 1 to 951 code for a protein of 316 amino acids. The record is from RefSeq and is a predicted model, not a curated record. Lineage: Eukaryota; Metazoa; Chordata; Mammalia; Artiodactyla; Hippopotamidae. Gene Ontology annotation, cellular component: membrane. Gene Ontology annotation, biological process: sensory perception of smell; G protein-coupled receptor signaling pathway. The transcript has a single exon.